Molecule: messenger RNA, 3566 nt
Organism: Triplophysa rosa
Lineage: Eukaryota; Metazoa; Chordata; Actinopteri; Cypriniformes; Nemacheilidae
Gene: ranbp9
Product: RAN binding protein 9
Exons: 14
Coding region: 406-2199 (597 amino acids)
Biological process (GO): cell surface receptor signaling pathway; cytoskeleton organization
Cellular component (GO): cytoplasm
Molecular function (GO): protein binding
Source: RefSeq, a predicted model, not a curated record
GAAAGAACCAAUCAGAUCGCAGGAUUUCGCACUAACAACAAACAAAAGAUCGGGCUUCCCUCUGCUGCUGUCAUUUUAUCUCUUUAACCCCAGUUAGUUUGUCUGAUCUGCUGCAUGUCGUCUUGAAAAUCAAGGAUCAACUUUCUGGAUGUCUGUUGUGUCUUUAUUAGCUGCCGUUUUGGUGUAUCGGUGUGAUUCAUAUUCUCUAGCGUCUUGCUAACUCUAUCAGUUCGCCUGUUUGUGGCUAAUCGCAGUUAGCCGACUGGCUAUCCGAUCCGAAUUAAACCAUCUAAAAUCUCAGCGGUGUCUGACAGUGGUCGCGUUUGCCACUGGACACAGUUAGAAAGCUGCCCAGCUAAAGAUAGCUGGCAAGCUGUUGGUAUUGAGGACAGAAAUCGGAUCGCGAUGUCAGGACCGUCAUCGGGCUGUGGGUUUCUAAUGUCCGUUGUCGUCCACGGAGACUUGGCUCUCAACGAGCAGGAAAAAGAGCUCAACCAGCGACUUAGACGCCUUUAUCCGGCCGUCAACGAACAGGAGACCCCUUUGCCCAGAUCUUGGAGCCCCAAAGACAAAUUCAGCUAUAUCGGCCUGUCUCAGAACAACCUCCGGGUGCAUUAUAAAGGUCAUGGAAAGACUCCAAAAGAUGCUGCAUCUGUCCGUGCAACACACCCUAUUCCAGCUGCCUGUGGGGUCUAUUACUUUGAGGUCAAAAUCAUCAGUAAAGGACGAGAUGGGUACAUGGGGAUUGGCCUAUCAGCUCAAGGUGUCAACAUGAACAGACUCCCAGGUUGGGAUAAACACUCAUAUGGCUACCAUGGGGACGACGGCCACUCUUUCUGCUCUUCUGGCACUGGGCAGCCUUAUGGUCCCACGUUUACAACAGGCGACGUGAUUGGCUGCUGUGUGAACCUUAUUAACAAUACCUGUUUCUACACAAAAAAUGGCCACAGUCUAGGGAUUGCUUUUACAGAUUUACCGCCCAACCUGUACCCCACAGUGGGUCUACAGACCCCAGGAGAGGUCGUGGAUGCCAACUUUGGGCAGCACCCAUUUGUCUUUGAUAUUGAGGAUUACAUGCGUGAAUGGAGAACCAAGAUUCAAACCCAGAUUGACCGCUUCCCCAUUGGGGAGAGAGAGGGAGAAUGGCAGGCCAUGAUUCAGAAAAUGGUGGCCUCAUAUCUGGUUCACCACAGCUACUGUGCCACCGCUGAAGCCUUCGCUAAAUCAACUGACCAGGCCGUACAUGAGGAACUUGCUUCUAUCAAAAACAGACAGAAGAUCCAGAAGCUGGUCCUGUCUGGCAGAAUGGGAGAGGCUAUAGAGACCACUCAACAACUUUACCCCAACCUGCUAGAGAUAAGCCCAGACCUUCUCUUCAUGUUGAAAGUCAGGCAGUUUAUUGAGAUGGUGAAUGGCACUGACAGUGAGGUCAGGUGUCUGGGUGGGAGGAGCCCUAAGUCACAGGAUAGUUACCCAGACUCCCCACGCCUCUUCAACAGCCCAGUUCACAAAGCCAGCAAUGCCCAGGCCUACCAGACAGGUUUUGAUAGUAAUUACUGUAAUGGAGUUUCAUCAAGUAAAGGUCACACCGCAGCUCAUAGUCACAAGCCGUGUCCCACUGCCCUGCCGAGCACCGAUCUUGGGGUCCUGAAUGGCAGUCGGGGCCAGCAGACCAGCGUGGGCACUGAGGUGGAGAUGGAGGUUGAUCACUUCUCAAAUGGGGUGUCUGAAUCCUCUUCAAAUGGAUUUCUGAAUGGCAGCUCUACACCCGGGGCAGAGCUGGAGGACUGUGAUGCAGAUAUGGAGGUGGACAGCACACAAUCUAAGAGGCAGUUGUGCGGGGGGAGCCAGGCAGCCAUUGAGAGAAUGAUCCAGUUUGGUCGAGAGCUACAGAGCAUGAGCGAACACUUGCGGCGUGAACGGGGCAAGAAUUCGGCCAAUAAGAAGAUGCUGAAGGAUGCGUUCAGUUUGCUGGCAUAUUCAGAUCCAUGGAACAGCCCUGUGGGAUACCAGCUAGACUCCAUCCAGAGAGAGCCUGUCUGCUCCACCCUCAACAGUGCAAUAUUAGAGACUCAUAACCUGCCAAAGCAGCCUCCUUUGGCACUCGCCGUCGGCCAGGCAGCCCAGUGUCUGUCCAUCAUGGCUCGCACAGGCAGCGGAUCCUGCGCCUUUGCAUCAGUGGAUGAUUACCUGCACUAGCCCCAGGAGAAUCAUCCUCUCAAAAGAUUACAUGACCAUCCCAGACUCCCAAAAAACUGGGGCCAGCUUUGAAACCGUGGCCUGAUGAACUGAGCCUCCAUGUGGCCAAACCCAUCCUGGCUCUCUGAUAGACUGGAUCUUCUUCACCCAGGCCCAACCCGGCCUAAAGACACAUUGGGAGAAGAGGGAUCCUUCUAAAUCCCAAAUCAUUAUGGUCUUUAUUUUCCUUUUGUCUCUUUUAUUUUGGGGGGGAGGAGGUAUUGGGUGGGUGGGGGGGGUUCAGCAGGCUCUGAUUCUGUUUCCUUAUUUACAAGGCAUGAGGAAAAUUAUGACAAUGUUAUUAUCAGUAAACUUGCAUAUAAGAUAUAUUUGUUCUUGGUUGAAAGCUGGCAGAGUGAGAGGCCGAAUUACUAAGGUCCCAGUGCAGUAAAACCCUGCUAUUUUCAGGUCUCAGCUUGUGUACUUUACCAUUAAAAAUGAAAAAAUAUUGAAAUUAUAUUAACACAAGGAGUGGAACAUUUAGUUAUUUUAUAUUGAAAACCUAACACUGCUGGAGUCAUUCUUAGUGGUGGUACUUAGAAUAGAGCAUUAGUGUGAGCUGUAUGAGUUACGCCCUUAUUUGUGCAAGCGCACCCUCCCUCUGCCAACUGCACAGCAGGAUUGUUCACACACUUUGAUUUGUAAUUGUAUUGAUGUCUAUGGUCUUUUCAUCCACCUCAUCUUUUAAAGGUUCCUCCUAUUCAGUCAUUCUUUUGUCAUCGUUGCCUGCACUGUUUCUGUGCGGUUCGGACAGGAACGUGGUAAUAUAAGGUCAUAUCUAGUCCAGGAGAGGGCAAGCCUGCUCCAUUGUUUUAUCUCCUCCUGUUUAAGCCCUAAGAUCAUCAGUACUUUUAAAACAAGGAGAAUGGUACAGUAUUGUCAUCAACGCUGUCUUAUCAUUUUCAGUAAUAAAACAUAAAUACCCAGUUAAACAAGAUAUCAGGUCUGUGUUUCGGGCAAACGAGGAACUGGCUGUUGUUGUACAUUAGUGAUAGUAAAACCAGCGAGUUCCUGUGUUUUAAAUCAGGAUUACUUUGAAUCAUAGCCGUACUGAGUGGCUCUUGUAAUAUAAACCUUUGAAUUGUUUUAAAAGCUCUUUAAGUCAAUCAACUACACAUAUCAGUCCUUACCUUAGUUUACAUUUAUUGAAGUACAGUAAACAUUUGUAUACUAGAUACAAAUAAUUGUUUUAUCUUUUCAUUGAACAAAAAGUGUUCAUCUUAAACUGCUGUGCUUGUUUGAUGAGAAACCAUCACAGUGCAGAAAUAAAUCAUAUGAUUAUAUUGAACUGCAUAAAGAAAGUUUAAAAGGAGGGUUUUCGUGUUAAA